CAAGAGGAAGAAGAAGUAGACUGCUAAAUGUGAUAUCUUAGCCUCGACGUGCCUCUUAUAAUGACAAAAAAAUAUACAAUUGACUGAAUUGCGUUGGUGCUCGCUACUUUAAAUACGACACAUCCAAAGUCAUGGCAUGCCUCAUACGUCUGCUGGGGUUGGACAUUGCGACAGAACCGGACCGGGACCGUUUUUGUGGUUGUUGUUAUUGUAGCUAGCGCUAGCAGCAGCUAAAGCAGCCGAUGUUGAUUCAUCGCUGCGGGACAGCAAAGAAAAGCAGACGGCGACCGACAUGUUGACGUUUGUCGAUGAGUGAAUAGUACCGUCAGUGCCGUGUUUGCCCUUCGGUGAACGCCGCUCGAGUGAAGAUGUAAUUACUAGUUGAGGCUGCCGCACCUAUGGUGGAGCACAACAAGGCACCGAUCGUUAUGGACUUGACGUCUGUCUGAGUUUGGGACAGGGGGGAACCAUGUCGUGCAAAGCCGCAACCAAGGACAAAAAAUCCAGCUUCAGCAAGAAGCUGUUUCGUCGAGGCUCGGUUCGAUCUGUGGGCAGCUUUAUGGGUAAAAUCCUGCGGACUUUGACAGCUCUGUCACAUUUCGGAUCAGAGGUUCAAGUUGAAGACGAUAAAGACGAUGGAGGCUUCUCAACGUAUAAGUCUGGAAAGGACCUGGCUAUGGACGAUGGGGACCUUGGGGGUUUCCUAUGCGGGGACAGAGUGCCUGGAGUGUCGGGGCUCAAAAACCAUGGGAACACCUGCUUUAUGAAUGCGAUCCUUCAGUGCCUCAGCAACACUGAACUUUUCGCAGAGUAUUUGGUUUUGGAGCAUUAUAAAGAUGAAGAACAGAAUGGGGAAAAGCCAAAGACCAAUGGAGUUCAUCUGCAGAGGAAAGGUCCCAUGGCCAAAGGGGAAGUCACAGAACAACUUUCAGGGCUUGUGAGGGCCCUGUGGACGUUUGAAUAUACCCCCCAACACAGCAGGGACUUCAAGAAUGCGGUGUCCAAGAGCGCGACUCAAUUUAAAGGAAACGCUCAACACGAUGCUCAAGAGUUUCUGCUCUGGCUGUUGGACCGUGUGCAUGAGGACCUAAACACUGUCAACCCCACCAGCAGGCCUGCUAUAAAGCCACCCAUUGAAGAGGAGGAUCAAAGUGUGGAAGGACCGUCUCCUCUCUCUGCUGGUUCCUUUGUGCAAGAAUUGUUUCAAGCUCAGUACAGGUCUUCUCUCACCUGCCCUCAUUGCCAAAAACAGAGCAAUACGUUUGACCCUUUCCUCUGCAUUUCCUUACCCAUCCCUUUGCCACACACACGGCCUCUUUAUGUUACGGUAGUCUACCAAGGGAAGUACUCGCACUGUAUGAGGAUCGGCGUUGCUGUGCCUCUCAACAGCACUGUGUACCGGCUCCGAGAUGCUGUGUCACGUGAGACCAAGAUACCAAUGGACCAGUUCGUCUUGACCGAGAUGUACUAUGAUGGUUUUCAUCGAUCCUUUUGCGACGAUGACGAUGAUCUUGACAUCAUCCAGGAGAGCGAUUCCAUAUUUGCCUUUGAGACGCCAGAGACCUUUAAACUAGAGAACAUACGCACAAAGAGAGGAAGUCUGCUGGCAAACCUGAAUCACAACAACUUCAAAUAUUCAACGGAAAUCAACAGGACGCCAUCUUUCAUGCAGGGUGCCAUGACACCUGUCACGGGUUCCCCUAAUAAAAACCAAGGACCAGAGAAAAUGAUUCUCCUGAUUUGUAACAGAGCCUGUACGGGACAUCAAGGAAAGAGGUUCGGCCUGCCUUUUGUGCUGUACAUGGAUCGCAUUGUGACCUGGGAUGCCCUACAGAAAGAGAUUCUGGAGAAGAUGCGACACCUUUUGAGACCCGGUGUUUACAUUCAGGUGGGACCAUUCAGUCUCCGCGUGGUCGGCGUUGUCGGUAUCACCUACCUCCUCCCUCAAGAUGAACGACCUCUGUGUCACCCGACUGUGGAAAGAGCAUACAAGUCUUGUGGACAGGGAGGACCCCCACAUGUGAAGAUUGUUGUGGAGUGGGACAAGGAGACCAAGGACUAUCUGUUUGGACACACUGAGGAGGAAUACAUUCCUGAUGCGGAAAGCGUCUAUCUUCACCGAGAACAACAUCACCACCCACAAGCCUGCACACUCGCUCAGUGCUUUCAGCUGUACACCAAGGAGGAGCAGCUCGCUCCUGAUGACGCUUGGCGCUGUCCUCACUGCAAGCAGCUGCAACAAGGCCGCAUUAAGCUCAGCCUCUGGACUCUGCCUGAUGUUCUCAUUCUGCACCUGAAGAGGUUCAGACAGGAAGGAGACCGGCGGGUGAAAAUGCAGAACAUGGUGCGGUUCCCUCUGAUGGGCAUGGAUAUGGCGCCUCAUGUGGUCAAGAGAAGCCAGAGCAGCUGGAGUUUGCCUUCCCAUUGGUCACCGUGGCGGCGACCCUAUGGCUUAGGAAGGAACCCCGAUGAUUACCUGUACGACCUGUACGCUGUGUGCAACCACCAUGGCAACAUGCACGGAGGCCACUACACUGCGUACUGCAAGAACUCCGUUGAUGGUCAGUGGUACUGCUUCGACGACAGCGAGGUUACGGCCGUAGCCGACGAUGAUGUGUGUCAGCAAACAGCCUAUAUUCUCUUCUACCAGCGAAGGACGGCAAUUCCCUCCUGGUCAGCUAACAGCUCCGUUGCAGGAUCGACAAGUUCCUCCUUAUGUGACCACUGGAUCAAUCGGCUGCCAGGGAGUCGGCCUGCCAGCCUCGCCUCCGGGGCCUCGUCCAGGCGAACCUCAUUGGCUUCACUGGCUGAGUCUGUGGAGUUUUCUGCAGAGAGGAAUGAAGACGAUGGUGGAUUUUCUGUACGUCCUUUCGUGAGAAGCAUCCAGCGCCAGAGUUUAUCCUCCAGGUCUUCCAUUGCCAGCCCUCUAGCCUUGAGCGACAGCGGGGUCAAACCGUCUUGGUCUCUUUCGGCGAAACUUCAGAUGCGAUCGAACUCGCCGUCUCGAUUCUCCCUGGACUCGCGGUGUUCCCCUCCUCUGGAGCGGAUCGGCGAGGCCUGCGACGACAAAGUCUCCACCUCCUGCUUUGGCAGCUACAGUCGCCAUGAGCGCUACUUUGGCAGCAGAACCCCUGUGUCCAUGUUGGACAGCAACUAUAAUGAAAUGGAUAACAAUAAACGCUUUGUGGAUAUGACGUACUGCAGAGCCCCCACUCCUGUGGACAAGAAGAACCCCAAGAGUGAGCCGACCGAAAACAACAACCAGAUAUCAGCUGUGGACCAAAACAGUCUUCCAACACAAGUCACUCCUUCCAAAGAGCAGAAACGGAAAAGCAGCAUCGGAGGAUUCGGAUCGAAAGCGGAAAACACAAACUCACCGAAGCCAUUGAAAGCUGAACCCGAGAAAACAUCCAAGAAACGUUUGUGUGCGACCCACAAGCCCCCUGAGCCCAGCACUCCAGUGAAAGGCAAAAAGGUGAGCAACACUAAAGAGAAGAGUGUCAGUGCUAAAAAGAGCUCUUCAACUCCCUGCGGGACGCCUUCCAAGACAAAAGAGAAAGCUUCCGAGGGAACCCCACAACGCAAGCCGAGUGUCCGUACGACACCUCAGUCCACGGCGUCGCCAUGCGCAACUCCGAACAAGACUUCGAACGUUGCAGAGAAAAACCUGAACAGUCGGAAGCGUCUUGUAGAAAGGAGCUGCAGCAGAGAUUCUAUGCACACUAGCCCUCUGGUCAACAAUCUCAGAGCAAAUUCCAUAUCCCGCUCUUCCAUUCCCAAGCUGGGAGAAACCAACCGGCUGGAGAGGAAGUCGAUCAGAAGUUCAAGCAGCAGCUCUUCCGUCACAAGCCUGCGGUCGCCCAGCGUCUCCACCAGAGACUUGCAGCGCUGCAGCAAGUCAGAGGAGAAAGGCCUGUCCUUCUUCAAAAGCGCACUGCGGCAGAGAGAGAGCCGCCGGUCGGCUGAUUUAGGCAAGAGCACUUUGCUUUUCAAAAAAGCUUCCGAGAGGACAUGCAAACAAAACGGACAAGCCAAAGACUUGAGCGGGGAUAACGCAGACGAUACAGCGUCACCACACGUCACCGCUGAGACUCAUGGGGGGGACACCAAGCCUGUGGGAAAGGAGUCUUCCAAAGCAUCCAUCUCGCUCAGUCGCUCUCUGUUACAUGUCGGCAAGUCCAAGUCUUCCACUUCCGAAGUGAGUCUCAAGUCUCCCCCAAAUGGGAUGAAGCCUCUCGAGAGGAUGUCGUCCUCCCGGAAACUGUCUUCGAGCAUGCAAUCUCCUGCACGUACAACACACAGGCCUCAGUGAGCGUUUCUGGGGUCUGGAAAAUGCAGCUAUUUUCUUUGUGCCUAAUUUUUGGUGAGCAACGUCUUUAUUUGUGCUGGUUGGGGGGCUGAUGCUGCGCUGGAAAUGAACUGCCAGUGCUAUCCCUGAAUGACCUCCAGGGGUCAGUAAAAGACGAAAGUUACCGGAUACAACAGCAUAAAUCACAGGGUGUCUGUUAUAUUGUUAUGAUUUUGUAUUUUUUAAAACUCAUGUUUACUUUAAUGCAAUACGUUGCAAAAGGCAUUUUUGCUUUAGAUAAUAAUAUCUGACUGUUGGUUGAGGGAGGAGGAUUUUUGAGGUCAAUACUUAAAAUGUAAAUGCAAACACUCAUUACAUAUCUUCAGAGUAAUGUUUCUCAGUUAUCAGAUUCUACUCGUACCUGUUACAGCCUUUUGCCAUCUCUUCUACAUGUGCAAUCUGACCCAGAAUAAGUGGGGUGCUUGUCUAAGGCUACCAUCAACACGACUUUCAUACAAAAAGAAGCACAGUUUGUUCAGAUGACUUUGAAUACGCAACCUCACACGUUUAUUUAGACGGGGGAUAAGGCAUCUGGAGGAUUUAACUACUGCAUCAACACGUCCUCAUAAAUCUGAGGACACAAAACUGCCUGGAUUUCUAACCUCGUAUUCAACUGAGUAAAUAAUUGGUGCAAAGUCUAUGAGAGGAAAAGUAGCCAUCUGUUGUGUAGUUUCAGAAAAUGAAUUUGAAAAAUACAUAUCCUACUGUUGGUGGCUCAGCUUCAUAUUUUUCAAGUUUCAAUUCCUCCCAGUAGAGUCAUGAAUUCAUUCCUUGCUAAGAAUUGUGCUUCACGCUUUCAUAUCAAGUCUCUUAAAAUUCAUGUAAACAGUGUUUUUAACUGAAUACAAAAAGUAAUUUAAACCCCCAUGUAAUAAGUCAUCCUUUGAAGAUGUGUGAGGCACUUUCUAACAUUCAUUUGCUGAUUUUUUUAAUUACUUUGUAAUGAACAAUAGAGAGAUGCUUUGAGAUUCAUUGCAUGUCAGCAGAGAUUCCUGAUCUUUAUUUUAUACUGCAGAUUUAUCAGAGUAUUUUCUUCCCUUCAUAUUGAAAACCUUUAUUAAUCAAAUAUAAAUGUAUGAUGAGUCUUUUCAGAAAGUUUAUUGAACGAUCAUGUGAGGAGAAAAUGAUCUUAAAAGCGCCUUUCAAUCAAACAAAUAAUGGCCUUUGGCAACAUGGUAGUCGACUACUGUAGCAUCGCUGAGUAGGAAUGUUGUUGUUCGCACUUUGUACAGUUUAGAUAAAAUAGCUGGCUCCCCUUAGGACAAAGAAAUAUACAUAUAUAAAUAUAUACACACACACACACCACAUAGUAGCAUCUUGGAUGAAUAGAUAUAUAGCUGUUUCUGAAAAGACCUUGUGAUCCGAACAUGGUGCUGUUUUUUGAUCUCACUUUACGGCACAAACUGGUACCUCAUUUCGAGUUUUUAAAUCUUCUUUUAAGUCAGUUAUGAGCCAUCACCUUCCAGUCAAACUACAUUACUACAUAUAUAUAUAUAUAUAUAUAUAUAUAUAUAUAUAUAUACUGUAAACACACACCGAAUAUUGUUGCUAAAUGCUGCAAUCGAAGGACUGUGAGGUUAAUACAUAAAAGACAAAUGUUAUUUACAGAAAAUACAUGGCAUUUUUGAUUCAUAUUUUCUCCUAAAACAUUAGUGGUUCUGUCGCUGGUCUCAUUCGCAGGAAAAAUACACUGGUUUUGAAUUCUUGUGACUUAAGUUCCACACAUAAAGCGACACAUGACGAUGCAUUCCUUCCAGCUCACACAAAUGGAACACAUUUACCAAACAAUUGCAUGUUAUUAAGUCUGUAUUGUAUAGUUUCUCAUUAUUUUGUUUGAUAUAUAUAAACAUUGCGACGACCUGGACAGAUCUUAGGGACGGUUUUCUCAUGAAUGAAUUAAAAAAAAAUAAAUGCAAACACACCUGAGUGUCAUGACACUGUCUCCCAAACCUGUAAACUGUGUCAUCCCACCAAACUCAGGGAUCUCAUUCAGCACUACUGCUCUCAACGUUGCAAUGAAGCUCCUUCUUAUUGGCGAUUUGAAAGUUCUGGUGUGUAUUUUUCCUGCUUAUGUAGAUCAGCAAAUGUUAAGUCAAUGACUGUGUAGCAAUGAAAGGUCCAAGUUCAUGUACUAAACAGAAGCACGAUGUCAUAAUAAAUGUAAAGUAUGAGAAAACUCUUUUUUUUUUUUUUUUUUCCCCCCCUGCAAAUGUACAGGUUUAAAAAAAAAAAAAAAUGUUACAGGAAUGCAGUAUUGCAUGAAACCGCUUAGGCAUGUGUUUUUUCUCAUCUAUGCAAGAGUCUGCUGCUGUAUAGUUUCUGAUGCAGAGCAUGUUCCGGAAUAUUCCACAGCCUAUAUAUUGGAGCGAUGC
Synchiropus splendidus (mandarinfish) is the source of this 6720-nucleotide messenger RNA. It is a transcript of the gene usp31, whose product is annotated as ubiquitin specific peptidase 31. The coding region runs from base 470 to 4312 and encodes 1280 amino acids. The record is from RefSeq and is a predicted model, not a curated record. Gene Ontology annotation, biological process: protein deubiquitination. Gene Ontology annotation, molecular function: cysteine-type deubiquitinase activity. Lineage: Eukaryota; Metazoa; Chordata; Actinopteri; Syngnathiformes; Callionymidae. The transcript has 17 exons.